Lagopus muta (rock ptarmigan) is the source of this 3178-nucleotide messenger RNA. RefSeq names its product UDP-glucuronosyltransferase 1A1-like. The transcript has 3 exons. Bases 1158 to 2192 code for a protein of 344 amino acids. Lineage: Eukaryota; Metazoa; Chordata; Aves; Galliformes; Phasianidae. The record is from RefSeq and is a predicted model, not a curated record. Gene Ontology annotation, molecular function: UDP-glycosyltransferase activity.
CAAUCAGGUACAAUCGUGUAACUUGGCAAAUUAACACCGUUGAGAGCAGUGUCAGCAUCUGUGUUUUCAGGCAGACAUCAGAGAAUCUUUCUUUGGUGAUGCCCAUGUGAUACGUGAGAUCCCAUCAGUGUUGUGAGCCUGAAGAAGGAAUCGUGGCAUGGUGGAUCCUGGGGAAUGGCUUAAGAGCUGCCAAAGUGUUUUUCUGAGUUUUGCACCUAGCAUUUCUUCCCGGGCUGCUCUCAGUGGAAGAGAAAUUCUUUGCUCUUCUAGUGAAGGUCUGAGUUUCAACUUUGUACCCACUGCAGGGAGGAACUGCCAAGUUCUGUGCAAAGUAGGACAAAGCGCUCUGUGACCUGAGUUCUCUAGUUAGACUGCGGCCAGGCACUGCAACGUGCUGCCCAGAGAACAUGUGGUUGCCCCAUCCCUGCAGUUGUUGAAGGCCGUUUUUUACAGGGCUCUGGCAAAAAUGAUCCACUGAGUGGAUAUCCUGCCUGUGGCAUGGGGUUGGAACUGGGCAAGAUUAGCAGUCCCUUCCAACACAACCAUUCUGUGAUUCUACUGUUCUGCGGGUACGAUGUACAAUCGGACCUGCAAGCAGAUGUGGGUAAAAGAGGGCAGAGCUGAGCCCUCCCUCUGUGCUUUGGGACUGUUCUGAGGCACAGGAAGUACCUCACCUCACUGUGUGGGUGAUGCGUCCUGCAAACCAACCUGGGUUGGUGCUUCAUUCUUCAUCAGCCUCCUCAUUCCAGAGGAAAGAAAGCAGCUGCUGCUAGGCGCAGUGGUGAUGUGGGCAUGACAGAUCUCCUGUGGAUGCAAAAGUUUCACCCUGAGGGAGGCGAUUAGAAGCACAGAGCCACAUGGACCUAUUCCUGCUUCCUUCCAGGGUCACACAUCACUCAUCCUCUAAAAGGAACGGAUGGGGUGUAGCUGGUGGGAGCAGUGGCACCACCCACCCAUGGACUUGGUUGAACUCUAGCGCUGGCUAUCCAGCCUUUUAUCAAACCAGUGAUUAAACAUUUACCACACAGCAGUCACGUUACUGAAGGAUCACAAUCUAUGGCAUAGAGCAGUCAGCUCAAAGAGCACAGGGCUGUUGCUGUUGCUUCAGAGCUGCCCGGAGUUUUCUUGCAGUGCAGCUCUGCCACAUUUCUGCAGGAAUGGCCCUGCUGCUUCCUUCUCAUCCACAAGUCUCAGUGUCGCUGCUUCUGCUGCUGUCCGUGCUCAGCUUGGCUGCAGGUGGGAAGCUGCUGGUGGUGUCUGUGGAUGGCAGUCCCUGGUUCAGUGCGCUGGAAAUGUUUGAAGUCCUGAAGCAGAAAGGACAUGAAAUAGUCGUGAUUGCAUCUGACAUCAGUUUAAACAUAAAGCCAUCGGAGAAUUUUAUUCUGAAAACCUACCAUGUUGACUUCCCACAAGAUGGGAUGGAUACCAGUUUUGACAUAUUUUUAAAGGAUCUAUUGGAAGAAGGAUCAUUUCUGAAAAGAUUUUUAAAAGUACGUGAAAAUAUUAGAAAAGUCUCUGAGUCAACCAUCAUAGACUGUGAACAGUUACUGCACAAUGCAGAACUUAUCCGAUAUCUCGAGGAGAGUAACUUUGAUGCUCUCUUAACGGACCCUGUACUGCCCUGUGGAGCAAUACUGGCCGAGCAUCUUUCCAUCCCUUCUGUGUAUUUCAUGAGAGGAAUACCAUGUGAAUUAGACUUUGAGGCCACCCAGUGCCCCAGUCCCCCUUCAUAUGUUCCCAGGGCAUUUUCAGACCACACAGAUCACAUGAACUUCCUCCAGCGUGUGAAGAAUGUCAUCUUUGACACCUUCAAUCUCUUUCUUUGUGACUUCAUUUUUAAACCAUAUGAAAAACUGGCUUCUGAGUUCCUUCAGCGAGAUGUGACUGCACGUGAUCUCUUAGGCAAGGCUUCCGUAUGGCUUCUGAGGUAUGACUUUGUGCUAGAAUAUCCAAGACCAUUGAUGCCCAACAUGAUUGCAGUUGGAGGAAUAAACUGUGCUCACAAGCAGCUCUCCCAGGUGGGUCAUUCUCUUCUUUUAAUUCUUCUUUGCUUCUUUUUUUUUCUGUGUGUGCAGCUCCAUCUUUCUGUUUGCAAAAAAUGUUAUUAUGUUAUUAGUGUUAGAUUGUUAGUUAUUAGUGUUUCCUGUGCAGAUAGAUACAUGUUUGGCAGAAAUGUCAGCAGGGCUGAAUGACCACAUAGAAUUGACCAUACCUCAAAUUUGCCAGUUCCCUGGGUGUCAGAAUUCUUCUUGCUGUCUAGAGAGUGACGUAUGAAGAUUCACUUUACACUUAACAUUCCAGCUAGAGAGCUUUGGUAAAUCUGCAGACUUUUGUCCUUCACCUUUUCCCUUUCUGUGAAAUCUGCUUGAUGAGAUCAGGUUGGUGAGGCCCCUCUUUGAAGCACAAACUGUAGACAGCCACUCUUCUAGGUUUAUCUUGAAAGUUUUCAUGUGCUUUUGCACGUUCUUCCUAUCUGCUGUGAAACAGACCCUCAGUCAUUCACUCACUUAUCCACUUAGUAUUCCCUGUCUGUCCACUGUGUUAGUUGCUACAGCUUCAGCCCAGUUUCUCCGGAGUGUUUAAGCACUUCAAUCCCACUCAAAUCAACCUGAUCUGGAUGUCUAAGCAAGUCCUCAGGGUGGAACUCCUCAAUAUUAGAUCAAGUCAGCCAUGGUGUUAUACAGGCAGACUGUCUACACCUCAGGGGUAAAAAGCACUGAAACAUCUUCCAAAUCUCAGUAGAAUUAUAGAAUUGCUUGAGUUGGAAGGGAUCCUUACAGGUCGUUUAGUCCAACCCCCCUGCUGAAUCUCUCCAACUGCCAUUUGCAGCCAUUACUUGACCUUAGGCCAUGAGUGCUAUCAAGAAAAGUUUGAGUCCACCAUAACUGUUGAUCCGUCUAAAGCAGUUGCAGGCUACUGCAGAGUGUGACAGAGAACAGGACUUCCAAGAUCGUGAUUUUAUGCUGUUGUUUUGUUUUGUUUUGUUUUUCUCCUCAAAAGUCUUAGCACAGCACCUGCAGAAGCAGCUCAAAAGCUUUGUCCUCCCUUUCUUCUAGUAAUCUGAGGACAGAAGUGGAAUAUUCCCACUGUCUCAUACCACAGCUAGGUCUUCUUAACUUUGUUUGAAAGUAGCUAUUUUCAAGAAAUCUCAAAACAUUUUGGCCCAAACCUCCAAUUU